UAUAACGUAGUUCCCGUGUGAUCAAGAAAAGCUGCCGUACUAUAAAUAUAGGUAGACUUCAUUUUCAAAACAUACGCUGCAACAACAAGAAAAAAGUCUGAACUGAAACUUUCUUGAAAUCUCUAUCACUUUCUUUCAGAUUCUUGGAAACUAAUUAAGGUAAAUUGAGCUUAAACAAGGGGUUACUUUUGAAAUUCAAGUGUUUUUGUCAAAAAUUAGAAGAUGGGAGACAAAUCUGAAUCAGCUGUGUCUGGUGUUGAAGUGAAGGAAAAGGUUAAAAAGGAGGAAAUGCAUUUGAAGGUGAAGAGCAAAGAUAAAGAACCGAAGGAUGAGAAAAAAGAGAAAGCUGAACUGGAACUUGAUUUGAAGACCAAAUCGGUAGAAAAGGAAAAACCGAAGAAGAAAGAGGAGAAAGAUAAGAAGCAGAAGAAGACGGAUGUUGAAGACGAGGAUGAUGAGAAGAAGGAGAAAGAGAAAGGGGAGAAGAAGAAGAGUAAAAAGAAGGGAAAGGAGGGCGAGGAGGAGUCGGAAGUAGACAAUGAAGCUGGAGAGAGUAAGAAGAAGGAUGAAAAGAAUGGUAAGCACAGUGAAGAGGUUGAGGAAAAGCAUAAGGAGAAGAAGAAGGAUAAGAAGGGGAAAGAAAAGGAGGUUAAGAAUGAAGAUGAAAAAUCGGAGAAAGAAACCGAAAAAGAGCAGGACAAAGGAAAGGAAGAAGAUGGCCAUAAAGAAGAGAAGAAAAGUAAAAAGAAAGACAAGGAGAAAGUAGUUGAGGAAGAUGAGAAGGAAGGCGGAGAGAAAGAAGAGAAGAAGAAAAAGAAAGAUAAGAAAAACAAAGAUGAAUUGGACGAGAAAGAAGAAGGUAAAGGUAAAGAAAUCAAAGAGAAGAAGAAAAAUAAGGAUGGGGAGAAGAAAGAUAAAAAGCUCAAAGAUGAAGUGGACGAGAAAGAAGAAGAUGGAGGUAAAGAGAAAGUAGAGAAGAAGAAGAAGGAUAAGAAGCACGAGGAUAAGGAUGGAGCGGAUGAAGAAGAUGCAGAUGAAGAUAAAGAAAAAAAAGAGAAGAAGAAAAACAAGGAUGGAGAGAAGAAAGAUAAGAAGAUCAAAGAUGAAGAGGACGAGAAAGAAGAAGGUGAUGAAGGUAAGGCGAAAGUAGAGAAGAAGAAGAAGAAGGAUAAGCACGAGGAUAAGGAUGGAGCAGAAAUUACAGUCGAAGGCGAAGGGGAGAAGAAAAAGAAAGAAAAGAAGGACAAGGAAGAUAAAAAGGAGAAGAAGGAAUCAAAAGAUGAAACCGACGAGUUGAAGAGUGGGAUUGAAGUGGCCUCCAGAGAGAUUAAAUUACAAUCCGAAGGGAAAGGAGAGGUGGAGGAGGAGCAAGGUAAGGCAAAGGAAGGUAAAGAGAAGAGUGAUAAGAAAAGAAAAAAGGGUGAAGAUGAUAAGACCAAGGGCAUUGGCAAUCUGAAAAAGCAAUUGGAGAAAAUUGAUGCAAAAAUUGAACCUCUCCUUGAGAAAAAAGCGGACAUUUUGAGGCAGAUGAAAGAAGCUGAGGAUGCAAAUUCUGUGGUUCCUGAGAAAGACAAAGUUGCACAAACAGCUGAUGCCAAAUAGCUACUGUAUGCAAGGCCUUUCCCUAUGCGGUUGUAAUAUAGCGUUUCCAUGAAUCUAUAUUCUCAUGUGAGUAUGAUCAUCUUUCCUGCUGUAAUAAAAAAGUUUUCUCUAGCACACUGAAAUACUAUGUUGUAGUUCAAUAUGGACAAAAAUGAAGUACUUUUGCAAUCAAUAAAGCAACUAUUACUGCUUC
Messenger RNA from Mercurialis annua (annual mercury), 1795 nucleotides. RefSeq lists its product as uncharacterized. NCBI's taxonomy places the organism in Eukaryota, Viridiplantae, Streptophyta, Magnoliopsida, Malpighiales, Euphorbiaceae. The transcript is spliced from 2 exons. The record is from RefSeq and is a predicted model, not a curated record. The coding region runs from base 223 to 1602 and encodes 459 amino acids.